Carcharodon carcharias (great white shark) is the source of this 2295-nucleotide messenger RNA. RefSeq names its product ADP-ribosylation factor 1 (gene arf1). Gene Ontology annotation, molecular function: GTP binding; GTPase activity. Bases 196 to 741 code for a protein of 181 amino acids. The transcript has 5 exons. Lineage: Eukaryota; Metazoa; Chordata; Chondrichthyes; Lamniformes; Lamnidae. Gene Ontology annotation, cellular component: plasma membrane; cytoplasm. Gene Ontology annotation, biological process: vesicle-mediated transport; intracellular protein transport. The record is from RefSeq and is a predicted model, not a curated record.
UUGACGUGGCGCAAAGAGAGGGAGAAGGGAGAAAGCUCCAGCGAGCUGUGGCCGCCAUCUUAAGCCGAGGUGAGGAAAUGAAAUGACCGGGAGCGGCUUGUGGCUGAGGAUGAGGAGCGGAGGGGUGGUGCUUCCAAGUAAAAAGAACAGUAACGGAUUAAUAUUAAACCUCAAGUCUAACCAGAAGCUUAAGCCAUGGGAUUGUCACUUAACUCAUUCCUCAAAAACUUUCUUGGAAGAAAGGAAAUGCGUAUUCUCAUGGUGGGUCUCGAUGCAGCUGGCAAGACCACCAUUUUAUACAAACUGAAAUUGGGUGAAAUUGUAACCACUAUUCCCACUAUAGGUUUCAACGUAGAAACUGUGGAAUACAGGAACAUUAGUUUUACAGUGUGGGAUGUGGGUGGACAGGACAAGAUCCGUCCACUUUGGCGCCACUACUUUCAAAAUACACAAGGUUUGAUUUUUGUGGUUGACAGUAACGACAGGGAGAGAGUGAACGAAGCUAAAGAAGAGUUGAUGAGAAUGCUAGCUGAAGAUGAGCUACGAGAUGCUGUGUUGUUACUUUUUGCAAACAAACAGGAUCUGCCUAACGCAAUGAAUGCUGCAGAGAUCACAGAUAAACUGGGUCUGCAUCAGCUCCGUCAGAGGACCUGGUUCAUCCAGGCAACCUGUGCGACCAGUGGUGACGGCCUGUAUGAAGGACUGGACUGGCUGUCCAACCAACUCAAAAGCAACAAAUAACUCCUCUCUCCCUACCCCCCCAUCCCCUCCCUCCCCUCCUGCCCGUCCUUUCCUUCCUGCUUUAUUAUGUAGUGUGGCAAACUGCUACUUUGUGGUAUUGGGUACCAGGAACCUGCUUCAUUACAUCCAAUCACUAGAACUAUAAAUAACAUCAUGCUGUAUGGGUGAGAAGUACAGACUUGAAAGGAAAUAUGCUGUUUCUUAUUUGUGUAUAUAUCGUCCCUCUUUUUGUAAUGAGGCAGUUUCUUGCUACUCCUAUGCAAUAUAUUACCCCCAUGGUUGUUCUUUGUUUUCCCUUCUUUUGAAGGUUUAAACUGACUUGUAAGUAUUAAGUGUAGGAAAGGGAUAUACAAACAGCUUAGAAAUGGGAGAUGCUUAUGUAUGCUCCCAACAGUACAACGCACUGCAAAGGCUGUUCCAUGGUGUGGGUAUGGCUUUUCUUUUUGUUGGAGGGAGGGAAACUUGCAUGUGACUUUGAUUUUUCAACUUGUUUUCCUCAUUGCCCAAAUCUGGGAUUUCAGGAGUUGAGGACUGCUUGUGAUUUUAUUUUAAAAUUCUAACAUUACACUUGUGAUUACUAGGUUCAGGUUCUCUUGCACUAUUCUGCGAGUCAGUUUCAAAGGUUGCCCAAGUAUCCCUUUCCUAGACCUAUGCAGGCUGGAUUUGAAAUUCAACAGAAUAAAAUAUAUUCUAACCCACUUUUUUCUGCCUUCUGAAUAAUUUAAGUCCAACUCUUAAAUAGCUUAAUUUAAAAUGAGCUGAUGGUUAGUUAUUUUACAGUGAAGUGCUGGAGGUUCUUGUGAAUAAGGGGCCACUGUUAAACUUAGCUUUACAAUAUCGUGAAUUGUCAGGGAAGAGCAAGAGAGAAAGAAGGGAAGAGAAAGUUAGUGACCAUAGUAAUAAGUCUUGAACUAUUAAGUGAAGCAAAAAGAUGAGUAGCCAAGAAUGCCUAAUUUAUAUCACCUGUUUGAAUUUGGAGUCUUGUGCUGACUCUUCCUUUCUCCCUCAUAGCUCACCCCAUACUGACAGUAAGCUGACCACAGCAUGCAGGCACUGUUGGGUCAGAUGAGAAAGAAGCUUAUUUUUGGCUUUCAUUAGCUUGUCCCUUGGCUCGUGUAUAGUCGGUAGCAAUGUCCAGUGAAUGCACCUAAACCCCCUCCCCUUGCCCUCUUUGUUUUUCUCCAGUGUGUUGAAACUGCAUCUGAGUCAUUCCAUUUUUGGUGUUGUGCAAGACAUAUUUCCAUCAAUUCCUAUUCCCUCCCCCAUGCCAUCCUGAAUGUUUGGAAUUCAAAGCAAGACCCAUCCACCCGAUACAUGAAUACUGCAAGGACCUGGUUUGCCAGCAGAAAGCUGUUUUUUUUUUUUCUUUACCUUAGUUAAGGCUGAGAAAUAUAUGGACAGUAAAUAGCUGGGUCUGAUCAGGAUGGGUUAUUGGUGUGAAGUUAAUCCUUUCAUUACACACACUACUAAUCAAAUGUUUUGUAUACUUGUUUCAAUUUUCAUUUUGACAAGCACUGUAAUUAAAGCUGUUAGAAUAAAAUCUCUUAAGAUUAA